This is a messenger RNA of Microthlaspi erraticum, 558 nucleotides long. NCBI's taxonomy places the organism in Eukaryota, Viridiplantae, Streptophyta, Magnoliopsida, Brassicales, Brassicaceae. The record is from the annotation of a GenBank genome assembly.
AUGGACUUGGCUCUUCAUUUUCCUUGUGUUUCCCCGUUGAUCAAACAAGGAUUCAGGAGAGCCAAUCAUCUUCCUCUUCGAGAUUCUCAUUCUCCAAGCUGGCCUCAAGAGAAAUCUUCUUCUUCAAUGGGAAGAUUGAAGAAAGGAUAUGUUUGUUGCAAGAAAUCGACUGAUGAACAGAGCUCAAGCUCGAGUAAAUUAAAGCAAGAGGAGAUCAUUUCUCUCUUCAGACGGAUUCAAUCUUCAAUCUCCAAAGGAGAGUCUCGGGGAGAUGAGGAGAAGAAUCAGAAUCGCGAUGGGACUUCUGAGAAUGAGCCUCUGAGCAAAGCUAUUCUUGACGUUCUUGAGAAACAAAGAAAGAAAACUGAGGGAGAUACUGGUGUGAAGGCGGUGCCACCAAAGAGACAAGGAAACGUAGCUCGGCCACCUUCUGGUAUUGCCAAGAGAUCUCCUUAUAGACCUCAAAGAGAGCUCAAAGAAGUUGCAAAGAACAGGGGAAUCAAAGGAUACUCAAAGUUGAAAAAGAGUGAGAUCCUGGAGAGACUUAGAUCAUCAUGA